CAACCUGUUAUAUGAUCCUAUAUGAAACUAUGGUGCAAAUUCUAUGCACUAAAUGUAAAUAAGCAUGUUCACUUAAGAUACACGUGAAAAUUAGCUAUAGAGACAUUAUAGAUAUCUAGAGACAAGCUGAGAGUACCCUCAUCACCUUGGAGUAUACAAAGUUUAUGAAAUGGUUGUAAAAAUCCAUAGUCAUAAACAGAAAGACAGAUGAAUUGUUCUAUACAAAAUCUGAAAGGGCAGUUUAUGAGAAGGCACUACCAAUGACCAAGAAGAGAAGCCAGAGUAAAGAAAGAAAGACAUUUCACAUAUAUGUCCAUAAUAUUAAUGUCCAGUAUUUGAAAGAACUACAGAAAAGCAUGAGAAAGAUCGAGAUAUAAACAAAUAUUUCACAUUUUAAAAGUGAUCUAAAAUACCACUUAAAUAUGAAAAGUCUUUUAGGUAUAGUGGAUCACAGAUUUAAUCCCAGAACUUGGGAGACAAAUACAGGCAGAUCUCUAUGAGUUCAAGGCCAGCCUGGUUUACAGAGUGAAUUCCAGGCCAACCAGAGAUAUAUAAUAAGAGCCUGUCUCCAAAAAUUAAUAAACCACACAAUAUAAAAAAACUAGGAUCUCAUAAUUCAUCAGAAUGGAUAAAUGUAAAUGAGCUCUGUACCUGCUGAGGGUAGGAGAGCAACGAGGCUCCUGGUGGAGCCAACUCAGUCAUAUCAGAAAGUUGGUGCAGAAUAUUGAACUAUCAAAGGUGUGUUACAUUUGUUUAUGAUGCAUUUGUUUAACAAUGCAAAGAUGUGUUGCUUUGCCUGACUAAGGUACCUAAUUAACUGGUCUAAUAAAAAGCUGAACAGCCAAUAGCUAGGCAAAGAAGGGAUAGGUGUGGCUGGCAGGAAUAGAGAACAGGUGGGGAGGGGGGAUCCAGGCUCAAGGAGGGAGAAGAGAGUGAGGGAAACACCCAGGUCCUACCAGUAAGACAACCACCAGACAGACAGACAUGGAGGAAAUAGCAAAAGUAGGACAUACAGCAAGAAAGAAAAGGCCCCAAGGCAAAAAUGUAAAUGAAAAGAAACAAGUUAAAAUAAGUUAUAAGAACUAGCAGAGCUGGGCGGUAGUGGCAGAGCCGGGCGGUGGUGGCUCACGCCUUUAAUCCCAGCACUUGGGAGGCAGAGGCUGGCGGAUCUAUGGGAGUUCAAGGCCAGCCUGGUCUACAAAAGCUAGUUCCGGGACAGGCUCCAAAGCUACAGAGAAACCCUGUCUCGAAAAACCAAAAAAAAAAAAAAAGAACUAGCAGGCUGACAUGGGACCGACCUAGGCCCUCUGCAUCUAGAUGGCCCUUGUGGGUCUUGAUCUUUUGUGGGGUCCCUAGCAGGGGGACCAGGACCUGUCCCUAAUGCAUGAGCUCACUCUUUGGAACCUAUUCCUUAUGGUGAGAUGCUUUGCCCAGCCUUGGUGCAAAGUAGGGGGAGCUUGAUCCUUCCUCAACUUGAUUAUGUCAUGCUUUGUUGUCUCCCAUAAGAGGUCUUACCCCUUCUGAAUAGAGACAGAGGAGGAGUGAAUGGGGGGGCUAGAAGGGAGGUGGUGGAAGGGAACAGGAGGAGAGGAAGAAGGAGAACUGUGGUUAGUAUGUAAAAUAGAUUAAAAGAGCAAGUGGUACAAACAUAAACUAAGGUCAAGCAUUCAUAACUAAUAAGUCUCCAUGUCGUGAUUUAGGAGCUGGUUGGAGGUCCCAAAGAAACCUGCUAUAGAAAGUAAUCAGCACUUUCUGGAUACAGUAUUACAUAGUCUACAAUAUAGGAAUUCUUCCCCAAGUGAUGCCCAGUAGAAAUGGUGUGCAUAUCCACAGGAGGCAUGCGAACAUUCACAGCCGUGCUGUCUGUCUCGGUCCCAAAAGUGUGUAUUAACACGCUUCCCUUUGAGAGUCUCUCCUGAGCUGGAACAGAUUAAUCUGCUUAUCCCUGUGUUUUUCUGUGACAUAAAUACCUGAGGCACUGAUAAAUAUGAAAUUAAUUAUGGUUUUGGGAAGGUCAAGGUUCAGGUCCAAAAAGAAACAAUGGGGAAAGUCAUCUGUAAGAAAAGAAUGAGGGCUUCUAUCACUUUUUACUUCAGGGAGCUUUGUUGGCCCACUGUCAGUCUGGAAGCUCAACUUUUAAAAAAUUAAAUUUGAAAGCAAUCCACUCACAUAAAAAUUUGAAGGAAAAAACAGUACAGAAAGAUAUAAUGAAAGCCUACUUCCCCCUUAGUCUCUCAAAUACAGCAGUUGAUUUUGUGCACGCUUCAAGGACAACGUAUCCUUAGAGGCUAUCUCAGACACGUUCAUUCCAUUGCUUACCUCCGUUCCCUAAAGGGUGCACUGCAAAUACCAAUCCGCACCUCAGUUUCUCUCUCUCACCCUUUGCAUACGUGUAGCUUCACUUCACCACUAAUGGUGUCAUUGUACAAUCCCACAGCCAUCAUCAUGUAUGAUGCUUCCCUGUUCAGACAGUGAUAAAUGACAGACAUCUUUCAAAAAACUAUCUUCUUGUAGUUUCCCUAAGGUAAUUUCCCAACAGCCGAAAUGUGGGGUUGGGAGCACAUGAUUCUUAAAAACACUCACUUUUCCCCUUUGACUGUAGGAGAGGAAACUAAUUAAUAGUUAGAAUUCGGUACUCCUACUUCCCUUUUUUGGCUGAAGACGCACUCUUGUGUUUUGGCAGAGCAGUUUCCCAGAUAUUCUCACUGGAGCUGGUGAGAGCUGUGUACUGGCUACUGUGAGAGCAAGAGCCGCUGCUACCUGUGAGGAAAUGCCUCCGUCAGUCUCGCCCUGGGUGGUCUUCACGCUGCUGUGGCUGACUCCACCGGUCGUGACUCCUGUCAGUAGACAAUAUGAAACUGCACCCAAAUCUGUGAUUUCUCUUGAGCCUCCAUGGACCACUUUCUUUCAAGGAGAGACAGUGACUCUGACUUGCUAUGGAUUUGGCUUCAACUUACCCCAGAAAACAAAAUGGUACUGGAAUAACAAAAUUGUAGAAGAAAUCCAAGGACACAUCUUCAAAGUCCGCAUGUCUGGAGUGCACCAAUGCCAAGCCGACAACUUACAUCUAAGCAUCCCUGUGCACUUACACUUUUCUAAAGAUCCAUUGGUGCUUCGAGGCCCACCUGCUGUGUUUGAGGGAGACUCUGUGGUUCUGAGGUGCAACGCAAGGAAAAGUACAUCACGAAAGACCCCGACAUUUUACAAGAAUGCAGUCCCUCUGGAAUCAUCUGGUCCAAGUUCCAAGCUCGUUAUUCAGCAUGCAGAUCAGAGGGCCAACGGUCAAUACCACUGCACCAAGAAGGAGGGGUUAUGGACCAAAAUGUCUUCCAAUACAGUCAGAGUCCAAGUCCAAGAAUUAUUCCCACGUCCUGUGCUGAUGGUCAGACCCUCUGAACUCACAGAUGGAAGCCCAGUGACACUGGUCUGUCAGACUCAGCUCCCUGCACAGAGGUCAAAUGUCCAGCUCCAGUUCUGUUUCUUCAGAAACCUCCAGGCUCUGGAGUCAGGCUGCCGCAGGUCCUCAGAGUUUCACAUCCCUGCCAUAUGGACUGAAGAUGCAAUGUGGUACCAGUGCACUGCAGAAACAACGGAUGCCCAAGUAAGCAAACGAAGCCUGCCCAUCAGAAUUACUGUGCAGAGAGCUUCUGCAGACUUCCAAAUACACAUCGUCCCAGCCUCAAGGUUAGUGUUUGAAGGGCAGUUGCUGUUAUUCAACUGCUCAGUAAAAGGGGUCCCAGGGCCCAUCACACUUUCCUGGUACAAAAGGGACAAGCUGAAUAAGGAAAUAAAGAUCACUAAGUCCUCAGAGGCAGAAUUUGAGAUCUCCAGGGUAAACAGCAGUGACGCGGGGGAUUAUUACUGCGAAGCCAACAACAGUCGCCGAAGCUUUGUCAGCAAGGUAGUCGCCAUCACCGUAAAAGUUCCAGUGGCCCGCCCUGUCCUCACACUCGGGGUCCCUGGGGCCCGGACUGUGGUGGGUGACAUGCUAGAGCUUCACUGUGAGGCUCUGGAAGGCUCUCCUCCAAUCCUGUAUCACUUUUAUUACCAAAAUGUCACUCUGGGGAUCAGCUCAGCCCUUUCUGGAGGAAGAGGGUCCUUCAACUUUUCUGUGACUGCAGAACAUUCUGGAAACUUCUUCUGUGAGGCUGACAAUGGCCAAGGGCCCCAGCGCAGUGAUACUCUGGCUCUCAGUGUUAUAGACACAACCAAGAACAGAAGACUUUCUGUGGCUGCUGGAGUCGCUGGGGGCCUGCUCGCCGUGGCUGGCACGGCUGCUGGUGUGCUGCUUUAUUGCUGGUUCUCUAGAGGAGCAGGGGGAAAGUCUGCCUCUGGUGACUCCAGGAACCCUUCAUAUUCAGAAUCCCAGGAGCCCACCUAUUACAAUGUACCAGCCUGUAUAGAACUGCAGCCAGUAUACAGCAAUGACCCUAAAGGAGAAGUGAUUUACACAGAAGUGCGGUGCGCCCUACAGAGAUGGAAGUUGUUAGACCUGCGCAAGCUGACACAUCCUUACCAGGCCUUUCACCUCAGAUCCCAUCCGGGUCCAUUCAUCUGCAGUGGAAGAGGAACAGAGGGUCUCUUCUCCCCUGCAUUCCAUGGUUGGCUUACUGGUGAGGAUAAAUCAACAUAUGGCACUACUGAACCCUGCUUACCUAAAGAGGAGCGAGAACCUCCCGGUUCUUGGGACAAUGCGAAAGCUUCGUCACCACCCCCACCUAACUGGAAGUCAGGCUCUGACAAUUUCAGUUCUCUGGAAUGCAGCAGCAAAUCCGGAAGUGAAAAGGACCUUUGA
Messenger RNA from Chionomys nivalis (European snow vole), 4795 nucleotides. RefSeq names its product Fc receptor-like protein 5. The record is from RefSeq and is a predicted model, not a curated record. Gene Ontology annotation, biological process: cell surface receptor signaling pathway. Bases 2771 to 4795 code for a protein of 674 amino acids. Lineage: Eukaryota; Metazoa; Chordata; Mammalia; Rodentia; Cricetidae. The transcript is spliced from 13 exons. Gene Ontology annotation, molecular function: transmembrane signaling receptor activity.